AGUUAUAAAUAUGGGCCAAACAAUUAUAAAUAACAUAACGGGCCAAACAAUCACAUAUGGCCGGACAAUAUGUCUACGCUUGGUGUAAACUUUGUAUUAUCAACCCGAACCGAAAUGACCGGCUAAGAAGUAAGAACAAAUAACAGAACCGUUCGGAGAUUAAUAUCAAGGGUCUUAAUACAGAACCGGUACGGGAUGAAUGAGUUAAGUAUAAAUUGAAGAAGAUCGACUUGUUAACGAAGAGAAUCAAAAGAAGAAGAGGAGGAAGAACAAUGGAUGUCGACUAUUACAAGGUUCUUCUAGUUGAUCGGGACGCGAAGGAUGAAGAUUUGAAGAAAGCUUAUCACAAACAGAAACUCGCCAUGAAGUGGCAUCCCGACAAGAACCCUAACAGCAAAAAAGAAGCCGAAGCCAAAUUCAUGCAGAUCGCCGAAGCUUACGAUGUUCUGAGCGACACUCAAAAGCGAGCCAUCUACGAUCAGUACGGAGAAGAUGGCUUAAAUAUCCAGGCUCCGCCUCCUCCGCCCCCCGGCGGUUGGGUGGUUAAAGACUUCCUCUCGCAGUUCUAUAGCUGCUCAAGACCCUUUGGUGACUCACCGUUCCCGUUCGCUGAGGAAUUGUUGUCUUCUUAUAAAUAAGCCUCUAAUGCUCCACCGAAGAAAGCUGCUCCUAUAGAGAGACAACUUCCUUGUAGUUUGGAUGAUUUUUUACUCUGUUUUUUUUUCAUACACAUUGCUAUUGCAUUGAUGUCUAAGAGACUACCUGGUUGUGGAUUUAAGUUCCAAAACAUUGUUUUAUUCGUAAAGUUUUAUUUAGAAAGGGUCGAGAUUGGUUGUUUUUAUCUUGAGUUGUGUAGAGUGAGCGUAUCCGAGCUUUGUUUGGGAGA
Raphanus sativus (radish) is the source of this 886-nucleotide messenger RNA. RefSeq lists its product as uncharacterized. Gene Ontology annotation, cellular component: nucleus; cytoplasm. The record is from RefSeq and is a predicted model, not a curated record. NCBI's taxonomy places the organism in Eukaryota, Viridiplantae, Streptophyta, Magnoliopsida, Brassicales, Brassicaceae. Gene Ontology annotation, molecular function: protein-folding chaperone binding; protein folding chaperone.